Messenger RNA from Diabrotica balteata, 3670 nucleotides. Lineage: Eukaryota; Metazoa; Arthropoda; Insecta; Coleoptera; Chrysomelidae. The record is from the annotation of a GenBank genome assembly.
GCAUUUUCAUGUUCAUAACCUUAAAUUUUUAUGAACCUCACAUGUAAAUAGAAACAUGGAAGAAACAAAUGGUGAAAAUCAAAGUAGAAAAUUUAAUAGAACAGUAUUUGACCACUUUGCACAUUUAAUUAGUGCCAAUGAAAAAAAUCGAAUAAAGGGUAGUUUAAAUAUACUAAAACAUUUUUAUACUGUCCAGGAAAAAGAUAUUGAAGUAAAUCAUGCAUUGACAAGGAUUAUACGAGGUUUGGGAUCGUCCACUAAUAUGCCCAGAACAGGAUUUUACACUAUUUUAGUCGCUUUGCUAAAUUUUAGAAAUGAUAUAUCUGUAUCACAAAUUUUUGACCUUAUGGACAAACAUUUACAUAAAGCAGGGAGUAACGCAAGAUCGGAAAAUGCAGAUAUUUUGACUGGUCAAAUAUUAGCAUGUGGAGCUAUCAUCAGAUCAAAUCUUUGGUCUAAAACAACUGAUAAAGAAAAGUUGAAAAUUGUUGAAUGUAUCUUAAUUGCUAGCAAAGAACGUACUUACCAAGGGUUACUAGCAUUUGAGUUUAUCAUAAACAUAUUUGAAAAAGUUGAAGACAAAGAUUUUUAUGCUUUGUGUCCAUUGUUUAAAGAUGAAGUGUCAAAACCACUGGAAAAUUAUAAUUUGGACUCGUUAUAUUUACUAUAUAACAUGAAGAAAAAAUAUCCACAACUACCAAAAAAAUUGAAAUCUGUUAUAGUGUAUCCUGAAGUUUUAGCUGAAGAAAAUAUAGGAAAAUUGUGCAGAAUUUUAAUGAUUAUUCCCAAAUUAUCUUCCCUCCAACAUCCUGUUUAUGAUAUUAUAAGCAGUGAAGCAGCAACAUCAAGUAACCUAACUUAUUUUAUAGAAGAACUAGAUGGAUACUUAGACAUACCAAGCAGGAAUAAACUUCUUGUCAUAACAAAAAUAUACACUAUAUUGUUGGAAAAACUUGAAGAUGUAUCUGUUGUUCCAAAUAUUUUAACAAAACACUUUAUGCACCAAAUGCUUAAUCAUUUCAAAACUCUGAAAGGCAAAGAUCAAGACGUAGAAUUUAAACAAAGCAUUAACAAAUUUUUUGAGCAAUUGUUAGAAAAACUUAAACCAGAAGAUGUGAAUUCGAAAAUUAAAAUUGCUGUUUUGAAAAAACUGCUUUUUUCACCUGGUACUUUUAUCUUUGAGAAAAUAACACAUUCGAAGAUUGUGCAGAACAUCACUUGGAGUCUGAAUGAUGAUGGAGUUAAAAAACUUGUCGCAGUGUACAGGGGUGUGAUCGAAGGUAGUGAAAUUGUGGACAGCCAAUAUGGUCAUGGAGACUAUUGGUUAAAUAAUGACAAACUGUAUGCCGCCCAUUUACUGAUAAAACUGUUAAAUCAUAAAGCAGUAAGAGAUGAAAAUGACUGGAAAACAGAACAGUUGAUAUUUCUAAUGGAAUUGGGAUUGCUGAAGGAUACAAAAGUUCAUAUUGGAAGUGAACUAUCAGCUUCCUUGAAGACUGCCUUCUUCGGAGCAUUAGAUUUGAAGCUUGCAAAACUAGAACAAUUACAUACUAUUUUGUUAAGUGUGGUACUUCAUCUAAAUUCCAAACUGACACCUGAAAACUUAGAAACAGCCCUUCGUUCGACAAUAACAAUAGAGCAAUACGAGAUCUGGGAAAAAACUAUUUCAAUAAUAACCAAGAUCGAGAAAAAGAAGAAAAAAGGAGGGUUGAGAUCCGUCUUCUUAACGCUAUUUCUACACUUAGCGUUACUUUUAUUUAAUGAUGCUAAACUAGCUGUAGAUUCUUUGAAUGAAUUAUUUGUUUGCUAUGAAAAGACUAGAAAAUCUAGGAAAAACAGUGAAGCAAUGGAUGAAACAACUACUGAAGAUGCAGCUGUCGAAGAUGUUAUGUGGAUUGAAGUAGUAACAGAUCUAUUUUUGAACUUUUUAUCGCAAAAUUCUCACUUACUUAGAAACAUUGUUAACUUGAUCCAGAAAACGAAAAUCCUUUAUCCAAAAAAAAACACUGAGAGAGAUGAAGAAGAUUCUGAUGAAGAAUCAGAAUCGGAAAAGGAAGAUGAGUCUGACGAUUCCAACAACGAAGAAGAUGACGACGAUGAUGAUGAUGAUGAUGAUAUGGAAGAUGAGACCGCAAACGACAAGUUAAGAAUGGCUCUGCACAAAGUUUUAACAUCUAACGGGUAUCAAAGUGAUGAAGAAAGUAUAGAUAUCGAUCAAAUGAGCGACACUGAAGGAGAAAAAUUGGAUAAAGCAUUAGCUGAUGCUUUUAAACAGUUUAGACCGAAUCGAGGAAAGGGCAAAAAACAGAAUGAAGAUCAGAGAACGUUAACCCAUUUCAGAGUUAGAGUUUUAGAUUUGAUCGAGAUAUAUUUAGAUUCAAACCCUUCAAUGAUCCUUACUUUAGAAAUUAUGCUCCCUUUGUUAAAAACUGUGGAAUUCAGCGUCAGAGAUGAACACCAAAGUCCUCUAUUACAUCGACUUAAAUCAUGUUUGAAGAAGUUAUCAAAUUUGAAGAAAUUUGAAAACACUGAUGGUGUAGAUGACGCAGUACUGUGUGAUCUACUGAAGAGUUUGCUUGAUAAAGGAACAAAAAAUACAUGGAUCGUACAGGAUAUGAGAGAACAGAUUUCACACUGUUGUAUUUUUACAAUCAAAUGUUCAGAUUUACUCUCGAAUGCCGAAGCUACACCAAAAAAAGUGAAAAAGCGCCUUAAAAACUCUAUAGUGGAAUUAAUAAGCAAUGAAUUGGAUACAUACUUCAACAAAAGAGAAUGUGCAACGCCAUUUUUGGUUUUUAAGAACCUCUUAAAAAUUUCCUGGGAUGGUAAUCUUACUUUAGUAACUAUAAUUUUAAAGUACCUCUUUGACGCGAACGUUAAAGUUUUCAAAAAGUCUCAAGGCUUAGAAUUGGUCCUUUCAUUUUACACAAAUCAAAGAUAUUUAAGAUCAAACACAGAGAAAAUUAGGGAAGCUUUAACCGAAAGUCAUGAGGAAUUCUCAAAUAAUGCCAUAACUCUGUUCAAAUCUUUGUGUGAAACUGAACGUAAAGUCCCAUCUGAAAAAUUUUUGGGUAAUAUGUAUAAAUUAUUAGUUGCCAUGAAAACGAGCGUUCUAAAUAUAGAUUGCAUGAAAUGGUCAGAAAUAGCAGAAUCAGUUCGAGAAUUUAUGGGCACAGUUACGUUAUCCAAGGAUGCCAAAACCGCCUUCAACAAACUAUGUGCGUGCCUAAACGUUUCUAAUGUAGUUAAACACAACCCUGUAGUAACUUCUUCUAAAACUAAUGACGAAAAAGCAACCAAAGGAACUAAAGAAAAGAAGAAAAACAAGAAAACAAAGAAUAAAGAGAAGUUAAAGUUAAAGAAAGAAGCUAAAGAAUUAAGACUGCAGAGUUUAUCUGAAGGAUUCAAAAGUUUAGACUUUGCAGUUGCCAAUGAUGAGGUUACGAUGGAAACCAACGAAGAAUCAGAAGACAGCAGCGAUAAAAGUAAAAAACAGAAAAAGAGGAAGAGCUCUGAAGGAUCGGUAGAAGGUAAGGAAUUUAACGAUGAAAAUACCACAAAAAAAUCAAAGAAGAAAAGAAAGAAUUCAGAAAACACAGAAUCUGGAGCUGCGACAGUAAACGGAGUAAUAGAAAGUCACAAUAAAAAGAGAAAACAUAAAACAAGUUAA